UUCAUGCCGCAUAGAUGUUUGCGCAUAGUUCCAUUCGGAAUGUUGUAGUUGCUUAAAAUGUUUACAAGUUCCAGAAGGGUAUUACCGGAAGAAUGACGUUUGGUGGACAAUGAAUAACGUUCGAUUCAAAUCUUUGCCCUCAGGCGGUGUGUGGCAAUGACUUCACCUUGUUAAAACUGUUAAAGCAAGUACCCAAGAAGAAAUCUGAGUUUGCCAACCUAGUGCUAAGUAAUAGGGUUGGGUUACGAUUUUCAUAAAGACGACUGUUUUAUAAGGAGAAUAAAUAGUUACGAUAAGAGUUAGUUAUGGGCACAAGAAAGAAUUGAUUCCAUGUUGUUAUUGUCGAGACAUUAUUUCACUGCCUCUUUAGUUCCGAAGAAGCUGUUGGGCUGCCUGAAUUAAAGCCUCUUACGCUGCUGGAUCUUAAAGUCCGUCUGGUUUUUGCGGGGGAAUGCUUCGUCAGUGGAAACGGACUGUAAAUCUCGGUGGAUGCCAUACUUGUAGAUUUGAAUUGCUACUUUAAAAAAGACUCGACAUUGACAAACACCUAAACGAGGCGCUGGCUGGUAGACUUAAAUUCAAUAAACUGGAAAACUAUGGCCGAGACGAAUCAAACCGAGGUGUAUGUUUACGAAAAGGUUGUUAUCUUAAUGUCGUGUGUACUUUCAUUUUUUGGUUCACUUUUAAUCAUAUGCACGUAUGUAAGUUGGCGCGAUCUGAGAACUACACCGCGUAAACUGCUCGUGUAUCUGUCUAUCGCUGACCUGUUGUCUGCCCUCUCGUACUCGUAUGGGGUUUGGAGGGAUUUCCACUCUGGUUCUGUGGACUGCAUUACGCAAGGUGCAAUUUCCACAUUCGCGAACACAAGCUCGUUCUUCUGGACUGUGGCUAUUGCCAUUUACUUGUACAUUUUCAUUGUAAAGUCCAGCCAGAGGCAGGCCGAUAACUUGGUGUUGUAUUCUCAUCUUAUCAGCUGGGGUGUUCCUUUCGCCAUCACUGUGGCAGCCCUCUCCCUGCAGAAGAUCGGCUAUGAUGCCUCUGAAGUGUCUGUAGGCUGGUGCUGGGUUAAUAUCCAAGCUGAAGACCAUGUGCUGUGGAUGCUGCUCACAGGAAAGAUCUGGGAGUUCAUUGCCUAUGUCACACUGCCAGUCCUGUACAUCCUUAUUAAGAUACAUAUUCGAAAAGCACAUGCAGCCCUCUCAGAGUACCGUCCAAUCCUGACCAGCAGUCCUGUCUCUCACUCAUUGUCCUCCAUGGCAGACAGGAAACUCACCCUCAUCCCCAUUAUUUUCAUAAUGCUCCGCAUGUGGAGUACCAUCCGCUUUCUGCUCUUGCUGGCUGAAUCCCCUGCAAGGCAAAACCCAGUGCUGGUGACCUUGCAUGGGAUUGGGAACACCUUUCAGGGAGCUGCGAACUGCAUCAUGUUUGUGCUGCUCACUCCCUCGAUUAGAUCACGAUUGGUGGCUCUGCUGUGCUGCAGAGGUCGGGACAGACACCGGAGCUCAGAAUCACUGUUCCAGAACAGGGCAACUGCAUAUACAUCUACACACACUGAGGAGAACCCCAGCCCCCAAACCUUGGAGGACAGUGAGGAUUAAGGGCUGUUGCUAUGUUCCUGCAUUUCUUUGACUUCCAAGAGAUGUUCUCUUCCAGGAAUGCACAAAGGCUGGAUGAUACAGAGGGUGAAAGCUCUUUCUGGCUCUCUACUGUGGCUCAGAGGUUGUACCAGAGCAUAAAAGGAAUAGUUCACCCCAAAAUAGGGUUCUGUCGCCAUUUAAAAACCCUCGUGUCGUUCCAGAUGUGUGUGACUUUUUAUUUUCUUUGUAACACAAAAGGCAAUAUUUUGAAGAAUGUACUGGUAGUUUUUGUCUAUACAGUUACAAAGAGUGAGGACUGGUGCUUUCAAGCUUCAAAAAGGAUGCAAAAGCACUAUAAACGCAUCAUAAAUUCAUUCACAAAUUGGACUGAUCCGGUUCUCGAGUUCAACUUACUCACUGAUCUGGUAGGGGCGGAUUACAGCUCUCUGGAGGGGAAAAUUAUCUGUGAAUAGCAACUUACAUUUUGGUCUGUUCAUUACAUAAGGCUAUUGUAUGACUUCAGAAGACUUGGAAUAUAGCGCACAAGUCAAAUGGACAACUUUUAUGAUACUUUUAUAGUGUUAUGCAUCCUUUUUGGAAGUUUGAAAUCAUCAGUCCCCAUUCAUUGAAAUGGCAUUGGGAAAAACAGUGGGAAAAAAAUACAAAAAAUCUAAAUUUCGAUUUGGAACAUCAUGAGGGUGAGUAAAUGAUGACAUCAUUUUCAGUUUUCUGUGAACUAAACUCAGCCUUCUUGUUUGACCAAGUGCCUUUUAGGAAUUACCGGGGACUGCGGUCACAUGCACAUAAGCCACAGAGCAUGCAACACAAACACACGUUGUGUUACCGGUUUAGCUCAGCACUUUAGGUGUAAGGCUUUCUCUGUUCGAGAGCCUCUCAAAUCUGUUUUCAUAUUGCUGCCACAGAUGUUCCGUGUUCAUUUAAACAGAAAUAAGAUCUGUAGCUCAGGGGAAGCAAGGAUACAGCAAUUUAUUAUCUAGUGACCAAAAUGGCAAAUGUACUGUUAAGUGUUUUUACAAGGGAUUUUUUUCCUCCCCCAGCAAAGCACAUACUGUACACACUUAAUGCAAAGAUGUCUCUAAAACUAAUUUCUUUAUAUCCAAAAGGCAUUUUAAUAACAUUGAAAUGUAUGAUCUACUAUAUAUAUCUUUUGACAUAUAUGUACUGUAUAUUAUAGUUGCGGUCCCUUUACAGUAUAGGGUUGCAUGUACUUGCUAAGCAAAACUUGCCACAACAUGCACAUCUUUUUAUAUUUUCAACAAUGCCUUUAAAAUCAGACAGAAAAAGAGGAAAGGAGUGCCUUUAAAAACUGCACUUCUACACGGCACUGCAUGUUAUAUUUUAUCAACAUAUCAAUUGAUUUGAAUAAAGUGAUUAAUUACUUGAUACUAAAUCUGUGGGGUCUGUGAUCACUGUAUGGUCUUUCUUGACCAAAAUGUCUGGAUCAUAAUGUCCUUAAAUUAUUAAAUGAUUGGGCCAAUAUGUGCGCUCACCCUUGACAUGCAGAUAUGUCGGUGCAGAUCUCUUUUGGCAUUGGCUAAUAUGCAUUUAGAGUGGAGCAGAGCUGUAGCUGAGCCACAGUUAAUAUUUGAUGAUACAUGCAGUAUAAGAGACUGUCCAUGCCAGUUUAACCAGUCAGGAUACAAAAAUGACUUCUCCAUUAUCUCAGCAUGAUACCAGAUCUGCUUUCAGUUUGUAAGAAGAAGAGGAACCGUUCUGAAGAUAGCUGGCAAAAGGGUUCAAACACAUUGUUUUUAAUGUGUUGACUGGUUAUGUGAGCUGAGAGAAGAGGAUGUAGCAACGUUGGUUAUAUAUUCUUAUGGUAUCACUGACCCUGAGGCAGUAUCAGUUGACAAGCCGGUCUUAUGACUAGCUCAUAACUGCAGCUUAUUGAGGGGGAAACAUGGCUCAGC
Myxocyprinus asiaticus (Chinese sucker) is the source of this 3508-nucleotide messenger RNA. RefSeq names its product G protein-coupled receptor 157 (gene gpr157). NCBI's taxonomy places the organism in Eukaryota, Metazoa, Chordata, Actinopteri, Cypriniformes, Catostomidae. Gene Ontology annotation, biological process: adenylate cyclase-activating G protein-coupled receptor signaling pathway; cell surface receptor signaling pathway. Gene Ontology annotation, cellular component: plasma membrane. The transcript has 4 exons. Gene Ontology annotation, molecular function: G protein-coupled receptor activity; cAMP binding. Bases 597 to 1598 code for a protein of 333 amino acids. The record is from RefSeq and is a predicted model, not a curated record.